CAUCCUGGGUUAAGUGCUGUCUCAUUGCUUUGCAGGCUGCCUGCUGUUUCCCAGGGAGAUCAUGAAACGAGGUCGUCUUCCCAGCAGCAGUGAGGAUUCUGACGACAAUGGCAGCCUGUCGACUACUUGGUCUCAGAAUUCCCGGUCCCAGCACAGGAGGAGUUCCUGCUCCCGGCACGAAGAUCAGAAGCCUUCCGAGGUGUUCAGGACGGACCUCAUCACCGCCAUGAAGCUGCACGACUCCUACCAGCUGAGCCCCGAUGAGUACUACGUGCUGGCGGACCCCUGGAGGCAGGAGUGGGAGAAGGGGGUCCAGGUGCCCGUGAGCCCUGGGACCAUCCCUCAGCCUGUGGCCAGGGUUGUGUCGGAGGAGAAAUCCCUCAUGUUCAUCAGGCCCAAGAAAUACAUCGUGUCCUCGGGCUCCGAGCCUCCGGAGCUGGGCUACGUGGACAUCCGCACGCUGGCCGACAGCGUGUGUCGCUAUGACCUCAAUGACAUGGACGCCGCGUGGCUGGAGCUGACCAACGAGGAGUUCAAGGAGAUGGGAAUGCCUGAGCUGGACGAGUACACCAUGGAGCGGGUGCUGGAGGAGUUUGAGCAGCGAUGCUACGACAACAUGAACCACGCCAUAGAGACGGAGGAGGGCCUGGGCAUCGAGUACGACGAAGACGUCGUGUGUGACGUCUGCCAGUCGCCUGACGGUGAGGACGGCAAUGAGAUGGUGUUCUGCGACAAGUGCAACAUCUGUGUGCACCAGGCCUGUUACGGAAUCCUCAAGGUCCCCGAGGGCAGCUGGCUGUGCCGGACAUGUGCCCUGGGGGUUCAGCCGAAGUGUUUGCUGUGCCCCAAGAAAGGCGGAGCCAUGAAGCCCACCCGCAGUGGGACCAAGUGGGUCCACGUCAGCUGUGCUCUGUGGAUCCCCGAGGUGAGCAUCGGCAGCCCCGAGAAGAUGGAGCCCAUCACGAAGGUUUCUCACAUCCCCAGCAGUCGGUGGGCGCUGGUGUGCAGCCUCUGCAACGAGAAGUUUGGGGCCUCCAUCCAGUGCUCCGUGAAGAACUGCCGCACGGCCUUCCACGUGACCUGUGCCUUCGACCGGGGCCUGGAGAUGAAGACCAUCUUGGCAGAGAACGAUGAAGUCAAGUUCAAGUCCUACUGCCCGAAGCACAGCUCCCACAGGAAAGCCGAGGAGGGCCUCGGGGAGGGGGCUGCUCAGGAGAACGGGGCCCCCGAGCGCUCCCCCCGGAACCCGCUGGAGCCCUUUGCCAGCCUGGAGCAGAAGCAGGAGGAGGCCCACCGGGUGAGUGUCCGGAAGCAGAAGCUGCAGCAGCUGGAAGACGAGUUCUACACCUUCGUCAACCUGCUGGAUGUCGCCAGGGCCCUGCGGCUGCCCGAGGAGGUGGUGGACUUCCUGUACCAGUACUGGAAGUUGAAGAGGAAGGUCAACUUCAACAAGCCCCUGAUCACUCCAAAGAAAGACGAAGAGGACAAUCUAGCGAAGCGGGAGCAGGAUGUCUUGUUUAGGAGGCUGCAGCUGUUCACGCACCUGCGGCAGGACCUGGAGAGGGUUCGGAACCUCACUUACAUGGUGACCCGCAGGGAAAAGAUUAAGCGAUCUGUGUGCAAAGUCCAGGAACAGAUAUUCAAUCUUUACACUAAGCUCUUGGAGCAAGAAAGAGUCUCAGGUAUGCGAUCAGCCCUCACGGGUCCAACAGCAGGGCGGCGGCUCGCACGCCUAGCGCUCCGCUGAGGACAGACUAGUGCC
Messenger RNA from Molossus molossus (Pallas's mastiff bat), 1762 nucleotides. RefSeq names its product jade family PHD finger 1 (gene JADE1). Gene Ontology annotation, biological process: regulation of transcription by RNA polymerase II. The record is from RefSeq and is a predicted model, not a curated record. The transcript is spliced from 9 exons. Bases 62 to 1747 code for a protein of 561 amino acids. Gene Ontology annotation, cellular component: histone acetyltransferase complex. Lineage: Eukaryota; Metazoa; Chordata; Mammalia; Chiroptera; Molossidae.